Molecule: messenger RNA, 2017 nt
Organism: Linum trigynum
Lineage: Eukaryota; Viridiplantae; Streptophyta; Magnoliopsida; Malpighiales; Linaceae
Source: the annotation of a GenBank genome assembly
ACUCACUUUAACCUUUCAUUUUGUCGUUUGAGAAACAAACAAAAGUGCACAGAGACGCAUGAAAUAAAUAGCUAGUCUUGUGUAACUCUCAUUUUUCUUCUUUUUCUACUGGCGGAGAGAACAAGAAAUAAAAUAGAGAAUGUAACGUAGGAUUCAUGAGAGUCCAAGGCUCCAUAUCUUACAAUCCAGCUAGUUGUACUUUGGUUUGGUACACCUCAUCCCCCCACUGCCGAGAGAGAAGCAGAGAAGGAGAAAGUGAUGAGUACUACUCCGGCGUCGGCCGCCAGUUCCCAAACCCCUCACGCCGUCUGCAUCCCUUACCCAGCACAAGGCCACAUAAACCCCAUGCUUAAACUCGCCAAACUCCUCUACUCCCGCGGCUUCCACAUCACCUUCGUCAACACCGAGUACAACCACCGCCGCCUCCUCAAGUCCCGACGCGGCGGCGCAGCGGCAUCUCUUUUCCAUUCCCUCCCGCCGGGCUUCAACUUCCAGACGAUCCCCGACGGCCUCCAUCAGCCAACCGACGACGACGGCGCCGUGGAUGCCACCCAAGACAUCCCUUCUCUGUGCGACUCUACCUCCAAGCACUGCUUGGCGCCGUUUCGAGACCUCGUUCUGAGGCUAAACGGCGUCAGUUGCAUCGUGUCGGAUGGUUCGAUGAGCUUCACUCUCGAUGUGGCUAAGGAGCUCGGGAUCCCCGACGCGCUCUUCUUGACGCCCAGCGCGUGCGGGAUCUUGACCCACGCCCAUUUCCACCUGCUUGCAGAGAAAGGCUUGGUCCCUCUCAAAGAUUCGAGUUACUUGACCAACGGGUAUCUGGACGAGACAUCCAUCGACUUCAUUCCAGGACUGAACAAGAACAUCCGCAUGAAACAUCUCCCUUCCUUCGUCCGAACCACAAACCCUAACGACGUCAUGUUCAACUACAUCCAGAGAGAGGUCUCGCGAGUCCCCGAGGGAUCCGCCCUCCUUCUCAACACAUUCGACGCUCUGGACCAGCAAAUCCUCGCCGCUCUCUCCCCGGUGAUCUCCCCAAACAUUCUCACCAUCGGGCCUCUCAACCUACUCCUUCACCGGAUCAAAGGGCACGACGAGUUGAAGGAAGUCAACACAAAUCUAUGGACCGAGGACACCGAGUGCAUCCAAUGGCUGGACUCCCAAGACCCCAACUCCGUUUUGUACGUCAACUUCGGGAGCAUCACAGUGAUGACACCACAACAAUUGAGCGAGUUCGCGUGGGGGCUUGCAAGAAGUGGAAAGCCCUUCUUGUGGGUGAUUCGGCCCGACCUUGUUGGGUCCGAUGAUGAUCUGCCGUUGGAGUUCGUGGAGGAGACAAAGGACAGAGGGAUGCUGGCCGGGUGGUGCUGUCAGGAGGAGAUCCUGAGCCAUGGUGCGGUUGGUGGGUUCUUGAGCCACAUGGGUUGGAACUCGACGGUGGAGAGCUUGUCGUACGGUGUGCCGAUGUUGUGCUGGCCCUUCUUCUCCGAGCAGCUGACCACUUCCUUCUAUGCCUGCAACGAGUGGGGAGUCGGGAUGGAGCUGGAUCCGGAGGUGAGGAGGGAGGAAGUGGAAGGGUUGGUGAGGGAGUUGAUGGGCGGGGAGAAGGGGAAGGAAAUGAAGAGGAGGGCUAUGGAGUGGAAAAACAAGGCAGAGGAGGCGACUAGGGUUGGUGGUUCGUCGUUUCAGAAUAUGGAGAGAUUGAUUGAGUUGUUGUUGAGUAACAAAAUGAGUUGAGUUGAGUUAAGGUUCUUCAAUUUUCUGGAGCCUUUUUUGCCCCUUUUUAUUUUAGUUAGUCUCUAGUUUGCUUAUGUCAAAGGGCACUCAAAUUAAACUAGCUAAAUGUUUCGAUGAUGAAUUGCAUCAAAUUGUAGCAGGUCUUAAAGUAUUAGUAAGUUUGAGGUACCAUGUCUUAAAUCAUCAGCAAUAAACAUUUUACCAAGUUAAUUAAGUGUGUUUAAAAAUCUUCAUCUUGUAUUCUUAUUUUGAUUUCAUUAAGUAAAAUACGAUAAUAUUC